This is a messenger RNA of Aspergillus tubingensis, 249 nucleotides long. RefSeq lists its product as uncharacterized. NCBI's taxonomy places the organism in Eukaryota, Fungi, Ascomycota, Eurotiomycetes, Eurotiales, Aspergillaceae. The transcript has 3 exons. Bases 1 to 249 code for a protein of 82 amino acids. The record is from RefSeq and is a predicted model, not a curated record.
AUGCCUUCUAGUGACCAACAUAAUGAUACCAUCGCCCAAGCUUUCAAGGAUAUUACAAGUGGCGAAAUGACAGCUCUGGCGCUGGAAAAUCAUUUGGACAACCUGGAGAACAAAAUAGAGGAGUUACUGAACGCGUUUGAAAAGCACCCAGAAACCGAGCAGACGAAUGGGCAAUGCUAUAAUCAAGACGAGGUGACAUCGACACAAGCUCAUGUUGAGGAGGAGUUGCGAAACAAGUCCUCCAAGUGA